Diorhabda carinulata is the source of this 7014-nucleotide messenger RNA. It is a transcript of the gene hppy, whose product is annotated as mitogen-activated protein kinase kinase kinase kinase 5. Bases 150 to 2942 code for a protein of 930 amino acids. The transcript is spliced from 21 exons. Gene Ontology annotation, molecular function: MAP kinase kinase kinase kinase activity; ATP binding. The record is from RefSeq and is a predicted model, not a curated record. NCBI's taxonomy places the organism in Eukaryota, Metazoa, Arthropoda, Insecta, Coleoptera, Chrysomelidae. Gene Ontology annotation, biological process: protein phosphorylation.
UCGAUUUUUUGCUACCUGUUAGUAGCACUGGUUCCAAUAUGUCUGCCUGCAGUGCAUUUGCUGUCAAAGUCAAAUUCACGUAAACAUUUAAUUUCAUCAAUUUUAAUAUUAACAGUACAUACAAUGUAAUCAAGUAAAAAUAAAUAAAAAUGGCUCAAGGAGUAUUGAGCUCGGAUAUCUCCCGAAGAAACCCACAAGACGAUUACGAAUUAAUUCAGCGAAUAGGAAGUGGAACUUAUGGGGAUGUCUAUAAGGCAAAAAGACUGUCUACUAACGAUUUUGCUGCAAUAAAAGUGAUAAAACUAGAACCAGGUGAUGACUUUGGAAUUAUACAGCAAGAGAUUCUUAUGAUGAGAGACUGUUUACAUCCCAACAUUAUAGCAUAUUAUGGUAGUUAUUUACGUAGGGACAAAUUAUGGAUUUGUAUGGAAUACUGCGGAGGUGGAUCCCUCCAAGAUAUAUACCAUAUUACGGGUCCAUUAGCUGAAAAUCAAAUAGCUUAUAUGUGCCGAGAAACACUGUUAGGUUUACAAUAUCUUCACAACAAGGGUAAAAUGCAUCGAGAUAUUAAAGGAGCAAAUAUUCUAUUGACUGAAUGUGGGGAUGUAAAACUGGCAGAUUUCGGCGUUUCUGCUCAAAUUACAGCUACAAUAAAUAAAAGGAAAUCAUUUAUUGGAACACCCUAUUGGAUGGCACCAGAGGUUGCAGCUGUUGAACGUAAAGGGGGCUACAAUCAGCUUUGUGAUAUCUGGGCGAUUGGUAUUACAGCAAUAGAAUUAGCAGAAUUACAACCCCCAAUGUUUGAUCUACAUCCAAUGAGAGCAUUAUUUUUAAUGUCGAAAAGUGGAUUCAAACCACCUACAUUGAAAGACAAAGAAAAAUGGAGCGCUACUUUUCAAAGUUUUGUAAAAGUAGCAUUAACCAAAAAUCCAAAGAAAAGACCAACUGCAGAAAAAUUAUUACAGCAUGCAUUCUUCCAAGGUGACAUGCACCGAAGACUGGCCUUAGAGUUACUACAAAAAGCUAACAAUCCUUCACAUAUGUUUACUGAUCUUGAGCCGGAUGAAGAUGGGGCUGUACAGAACGUUCCACAAAGGAUUGCGUCACGACUGACUUCCAGACCAAAACCUCAAAAUGCCGUGCUUUCCAAUUCUGAUAUGGAUCGUAUAGAUGAGGCUAACAAUACCUUACAGAGAUCAGAUAUUCCUACUGUGAUAGUCGAAGAGAAACAACCUCAGUGGGACUUGAUGGAUCUCAUGAACAAUGUGACUAGUGUACACAACUGUGUAGAGCAUCAGAAUCAAAAAUGCGGUAUCGGAAAUGCAUUCGACUCGCUCAAUAGGGAAAAUCAAGAGAGAAAAGCCAUGACAGGAUCGCAGCUUUUGAAAAUGUCAUUGAGGAGUCUAUUGCAGUACAUUGACGAAGAAUUAAUGUUGAGGGGAGCCUACAAUUAUCAUCAGUCCGACUAUGAACAGCUAGCAACUCUACCAGUACAAGAUCCCGAAAACUCAGUAAAAUGCGAUAUUCAUGCCUCACCUUCUAAUCAUUCUAAAGAACCACCGUUCAAUGGUUCACCUAGACGACAUUCCUCAGUAGACGAAAUUUUCGGUUUGGUCACGUCCAUGAACUUGACAGGUCAAAGGCAAAGGUCGUUGAGUGAUAGCAGUAGAACAGGAAGGACAAAUAGGGAUAGUAAUAGGGAGGUUAAUGGUACCGAAGAAGAUACUAACCACGAUGGUGGCGCUAAUGAUUUGGUUACCUGCCCUCCUGUACCUCCAAGAAAACAUCGAAGGCGGCAUACGCCUCCUAGACCUCCUAGUAAUGGUCUCCCCCCGACGCCGAAAGUACACAUGGGGGCAUGUUUCUCUAAAGUAUUUAAUGGAUGUCCAUUAAGGAUCCAUUGUACGGUAUCUUGGAUCCAUCCUGAAACUAGAGACCAGCACAUACUUAUUGGCGCCGAGGAGGGUAUAUAUAACCUCAAUUUAAACGAACUUCACGAAACUUGUAUCGAUCAGUUAUAUAAUAGGAGGACAGUUUGGAUGUAUGUCAUAAAAGACGUUCUCAUGACAUUAUCAGGAAAAACACCGCAGCUAUAUAGACACGACCUUUUGGCACUUCAAAACAAACAGUCCCACAGAUUUAGUUUACAUAUGAAUAGGAUACCAGAACGACUGGUACCUAGAAAAUUCGCUCUUACUACUAGAGUACCUGAUACAAGAGGAACCCUUAAAUGUUGCGUCGCUCGUAAUCCUUACAAUGGUUAUAAAUAUUUAUGUGGUGCUACUACCAGUGGAAUUUAUUUAAUGCAGUGGUACGAUCCACUUAAUAAAUUCAUGCUGUUGAAGCUUGUGGAAUGCGUUCUUCCCAAUCCAUUACACGUAUUCGAAAUGAUCAUAACUCCGGAAUUAGAAUAUCCCAUAGUAUGUGUUUCAAUAAAACAAGCUUACCAACCUAAUAGAUUCAAAUUGGAUUUGAUAAAUAUGAAUUCUGGUGCUAAUUGGUUCCAUUCAGACGAACUUCAAGACAUGGACGGUACAGCGACGGUAAUUCCCCGAAGGGAAAAUUUGGAAAUAGUGAAUGUCACUCAAUUAGACAAAGACUCGAUUUUAGUGUGUUACGAUAAUGUUAUUAGGAUAGUGAACGUACAAGGAAAGAUGAAAGUUAAUAAAAAACAAAUCGCCGAAUUAAGAUUCGGAUUUAAAAUUGAAAGUAUAAUAUGUCUUCCGGAUAGCGUGUUAGCGUUUCACAAACAUGGUAUGCAAGGUAGAUCAUUGAAAAAUGGAGAAAUUACUCAAGAAAUUACGGAUACUGCAAGAACAUAUAAACUUUUGGGAUCAGACAAGGUUGUAAUGUUGGAAAGCAAUUUAUUAAGAACUGGUACACUAACAAAUGAAGAAGGACACGACUUGUACAUCUUAGCAGGACACGAAGCCAGUUAUUAAAACAAAUAUAGCUCACCGUAAUAAAAGGAGGUUUCUGCUUCGCUUAUCAAGUUUAUACUAAUCAAAAAAAAACUUAACUUAUUAUUAGAUUAGUGACUAGUUAAGUCGGAAAAGAAUACAGAAAUCGUGAUGUUUUAUUAGAAAAAUAAUUAAUCGGAUGAAGGAGUUUAAUCUGCUAGGGAUUUUCUCUCUUAAGCAUAUAUAUACCUCAAUUUUACUUCUCUUGUUAGAGAAAGUAGAAUAAAUGUGUGGUAUUCGAAGAUUUUUGAAUACCAUUAAUAAUUUUAGAAAAAGUACCUACAAUUGAAUUAUAUAAUUAUAUUUUCGUGAUUGAAAUUGAAAUAUAUUCUAUUGGAAAUUUAAAAAAUAAAGAGUAAUUUUUCACCGUAGAGAUUUAGGAGUUUUGUAGGAGAGUUUUUUCAUUUAUUAAAACAUUUUACUGAAAAUUCAUUUCACCCAUCUGUAAAAAAAUUUACGCAUCAAUCCAGACUCAAUAAAAUACCUUUUAGUGAGUUUUCAAACUAUAGCAACUCUUUUUGUUUAUCAAUUUUAUGUGUUACUCCUUAUGGUCCAUUCCUCUUUCGUUUUAUUUGGCUAACUAAAAUAUUGAUUACAAAUGACCAGAGAAUUAAUAUUCUACAUAACACGUGUUACUUCUUUGAGUUUUUUCAAUAUAAAUUUCCAUUAUUUUCUUUAGAUAGUUUAAAAGAUGUAUACAUAUCUGAGAAAGCUACUAAUGAGAUCGAUUUUCAGUAAAAAAGAAAUAAUUUUCAUGAUAAACUAAUGAAUAAUUUAAAAAAAACUUUAUUUCUAAAUCCAUUGUUGAUUUGUUUCCAUUUUGAAUUGGAUUUUUUUAGUUUUAAGAGCUUAUUUCCUGCUUUUAACAGGGUAAUCUUACAAGAACGGUCUUGUAGUUCUUAGGAGUCAUCGCAAAGAAGUUUAAUGUGAGGAAUAUCAGGUAGUUGAGCUGAUUUAUAAUAAUAUACCGAAUUCCUUGAAAAAAUUACCAAUAACCUUAUUGGUUGACAAGAGAAACCAAUAAUACUGAUAGUUUUAAUUUGACUUGUUUUCUAUAUUUAUUAACUGAAAACUUGAGUAUUUGGUUAUUGAAUUGCAUUCCAGUCACAUAUAACAAAAUUGAAAACCGUUGAAUUUUGAAGAAAGGGACCAAAUAUGAGCUAAACCUACUUACCUUCAGCGAAGCUUUCCUGCUCAGUGGAAUUUUUCAAAAAUGAUUUGAUUUUGUGACAAACUCUGUUAAUUUGAUGAUUAACUACACCGAAGAAAUGGACGUUUUGUUUAAAAGUGCUUGAAAUUCUUUAUUUCAAUUUAUUUUAAACUCAUAAAUACUCAUAGAUAUUUAAAAUUUAUUUGAAUAUGAAAUCUGUAUUGUACAUAUUAAGUUUUUUGUAAAUAGAUUACCCUGUUUUCAAAUAAAGCUACUGCUAAUUUACAAUUUGUCAUUUAAGUGCUGAAUGUACAUGUUUUUCAAAACUGGAAAAUCAAUAUUGAAAAAGCUUCCUAAUUAGAAAAAUCAACUAUAAUACUGACCAUAUUUUUUACUGUUACUGAAGUAAAAUUCAUAAUUACAUUGAAUGGUGUUUCAAGCUUUCCAUCAAUCGAUGGUUUGUAUCCCAGACGGUGUAGCUGGGGCCCAAAACAAUGAAUAUCAUCAAUGGUUUCAAAAAUUCCAACUUAAUGAGAUAUAGUGUAUAACUUCAUUUUAUAUGAGGUUAUCAAAUUUAGACAUUAAAAAUGUUGAUUGGUGGUACUAGUGACACAGAAAAAUUUACAUUAUCCUACUGAAUUUUUUGAUGAAAUAACAGUUUUGAAAAUCAUCGACAUUAUAUUUUAGCGAUGACAAAGAUAAUACUCUGCUAGAUUUCUGUAUUUUUCUGUAUAGUCAACAGCGUUUUCGGCUGUGGUUUUAUUAUCUUAUUGCGUAAUUAUUAACACGUUAUCUUGUACAUAUUGUAAAGUCUAAAAAUAGUAAAACAUACCAAAAAGUAAUUUAUUAUUAUAGGUUGAUGGACUUUUUUUAAUUGUGAACAUGGCAGUACAAUCUUGAAACGAAAGUAUAUCCUCGAUUAUAAAUAUAAAUUUCUAGCAGCUAGUAUUAGAGGUUGUAUCUUACCGAAAACUGUUUUUGGUAUCUUUUAAUCACCUUUUAAUUGCAUGAUUCUAAUGAAUCUGUGCUGGCUCCAAAGAAGAGUAUCUUUGCUCCUAUAUAUUUCUUGUCCGAAACAUUUUUUGUUUAUAUUUGGGCUUUCUAGAACACGGGAAACUGAACUUUCUACAUACUUCCCACAAAAUUUACACACGUUUCCAGUAUAACUAGGAAUUAAAAUGAAGAAACUUUUUUGUGAAUGAUAUGGGAGAUCAAUUUAGGAUGAUGCAUUUCAGAAAAAACAGAGCUCCGCUAAAACGGCAUUUUUCAACAAUAAAAAUCUUUAAUUAGGUACCUGUACAGUGUAGAACCCAUCAACUUAAUCUUCUACUUGUUUCAAGUAUCCUUUAUUUGACUAUAGUUUUACCGCAAAUGUUAUCACAACACUGGUGACACCAAAUACCAACUAUUUACUUUAAUGUUGAUAACUUCUCCCAUGAACAACUUUUGUUGAAUUUGAAAGACCUACACAGAUUAUCAGUAUUGUGCUUUGGAGUUAGGUGCGCUACCGGUGCUGAUAAUCUACAUAACAAAUAUUUUCACCUCCAAAUGAUCAUAUAAUAUCCUAUUGAAGCUAGAUUUUUAACGGCCCUCACAAAUUUCCUCCUGUUAUGAACAUUGACCAUGUUUCAAUUCAUUAUACUAGUUUUUUCAAUGCGGUAAGUUGAAGCUUUAUCACUGUUAUGUAUGAAGUUUUUUGAUGAAUUCUUGUAAUAAUUCACAUCGAAAUGUAUGAAAAAUAAUUGCACGAAUGUGUUCAUUAGUCAAUUCUAUUUUUAAAUAAAAACUAUACCUCGCAAUUAACUACAAAUAUAUACCGGGAAUGUCAGUGACAGAUGUAGGUAUUGCCAAAACUGAAAAUAUAAGUAGUCAUAGUACCGUAGUGGACAGCAAAGGACCGUUAAGCAUAUAGUUCUUCUGAUAAGCGCUUCGUGUCAAUCCUUGUAUUAUGAUUGGUGUACAAGGGGUGGUGAUACAAAAAAUAUAAAUUGAAUUGAAUUUUAUUAAGAAAUGGUCGGUUUCGUAUAUUUUGUUAUAAUGUUUCGAUGUUGAAACUCGUUAGUUUAUGAUUUAUAUCUUUUUAGUGUAUAAAUUACUGUUUUUAAUAAAAUAUUCUUCGUAUAGAAAAUGAAUGUUUUUCCAGUAUUGAAAAGAACUUGAUGUAUGUUUUCUAUCUCAAUUUGAUUCAUUCACUUGAUACAUGUGUGUCAUUAUCACUUUGGGACUAAAAAUCAACCUGAGGGAAGAAAACCAAAAGGAGCUCAGUAUUUCCACUAUAAAUUAUAACUUUUUACCAUAAAGGGUCAUUCAUUGCCUCAUUUGUCAUAACACAGUGAAUAAUGAAUUCCCUACCUAUUACCUUUUUCAAAAUUAGUAUAUACAAAAAAAAUAUUGAUUCUUUAAUUAUCUUUAUACAUCCGUGUUUGUAUAUUUAUACAAAUCAUCAACUUGUGUCAUCGUUUGAACAAUAAUUGUUUUGUAUUCUAAUUAUAUGACUUAAAGUUCUUCCAACAUUCAUAAUCUUUUUUUAACCUUUCUAUACUGUGCUAGUCAAAAUUUCUAUUUUUAAUAGUUUUGACAUUACUCCAAAAUAUUUUAAUAAUACUGUGCUAAGUGCUUCUAUAAACAAUGUUUUUUAUAUUAUUUCCUACUAUUUAUUCAUUGCCAGAUAAAUAUUUUUUGUUAUUAAAAUAAAAUUUAUUGAGCCUCAAUUGGCAAUUUCCAAAUUGUACUUUUAUUAAUAAAUAAUUUUAAGGGCGAUAUACCUUCGAUUCAAGAUUAAUAUUUAUAUGUAAUUACACCACAUAUUUCCUUGAUUUGUUAACUGUAAUAUUUUUAUUGAUUUUAACGUCACUUUUAUUGUAAACUGUUUAUUUCAUAAAAUAAAAUAUUUUCAAUUGUUCA